AUGACCACCACCAAUGGCCACAACCCGCGAAGAACGACGAUCCUCCUGGACCUCGGCGGCGUUCUCUUCCACCCGCCAGUCCAUCACACACUAGCCACGACCGGCUCCCCCGUCACACUAGGUAGAAUCAUGUCAACCGCAACGUGGAUGGACUACGAGGUGGGUAAUCUCGACGAUGAGCAGUGCUUCAACAAGCUCGCAGCCCAAUUCGGCUUCAAAGCAAGCGACCUUACAUCCAUAAUCCACAACCUCCGCGAAACAACCACCUACGACGAAGAAAUGCUGUCUACAUUCCGAACCCUCAAACAGACGCCCGGGGUGGAGAUCAUCCUCGUCUCAAACAUCUCCACCAGGGACUACGAGGCCCUGCGUAAGAUCUUUGAUGAUUCAUUCUGGUCUAUAUUCGAUCACAUCUUCACCUCGUCGAUGCUCGGUGUCCGCAAGCCAAGUCCCCGCUUCUACCGCCAUGUCCUGCGCGCCCUAAGGGUCGCACCGCAAAAUACGUUUCUUAUCGACGAUCGGCAGGAGAAUGUCCUCUCGGCGAGAUCACUUGGUAUGCGCGGGACAGCGGACCUGGUUGGUCUCCCGCGCAGACUCGCGAAUCUAGUCGGCGACCCCGUUGAGCGGGGCAUGGCGUUUCUGCGGAAGCAGGCGGGAGAGUUUCCGUCUGUUACGCCGGAGGGGGUGCUGAUUGAAGAGAAUUAUGCACCGCUUUUGAUUCUGGAGGUGAUGAAAGACCGAAGCCUGGUUACUCUGAAGCAACCACCGCGAUUGUGGAACUUCUUCUCGGGGACGCCCAAGUAUACCACCAAAGUAUACCCCGAUGACCUGGACACGACCUCGCUCGCUCUGAGCACCCUCCACUACGAGCAAGACCUCGCACACUCGAUCCUCGACGAGAUGCUCGACUACGUCGAUGAAGAUGGCUUCGUGCAGGCCUACACUGACAAAUCCCGCCCGCGCGUCGACGCAGUAAUAGCCCUCAACGUCCUGAUCGCAUUCCACACCUUCAACCGCGGCUACGAGCUCCCACAGACCUUCGACUGGAUGCACAACAUCCUCACGCACCGCGCGUACAUCGACGGGACGCGCUACUACCCGACGGCAGAAUGGUUCCUGUAUUACCUCAACCGCCUCCUCGCCGCGUCAAACGAUGCACUCUUGCGCGAGAGACUCGAACCACUGCUAAAGACGCGCGUCCUCGAGCGCGUCGGGGUCGCCGGGGAUGCGUGCUGUCUCGGGAUGCGGUUGCUGACCUGUCGGCUUCUGGGGAUAGAGGAUUACCAGGAUCGGGAGCGGCUGGUCGAGAUGCAGCAUAUGGACGGCGGGUGGGAGGCGUCGUGCAUGUAUCGCUUCCGGUCCGAGGGCAAGGAGAUUGGGAAUCGGGCCGUUGCGACGGCGUUUGCGGUUGCUGCGUUGGGAGGGGGUGCGGUGGAGGUGUAG
This is a messenger RNA of Aspergillus calidoustus, 1443 nucleotides long. Lineage: Eukaryota; Fungi; Ascomycota; Eurotiomycetes; Eurotiales; Aspergillaceae. The record is from the annotation of a GenBank genome assembly.